Messenger RNA from Prunus armeniaca (apricot), 234 nucleotides. Lineage: Eukaryota; Viridiplantae; Streptophyta; Magnoliopsida; Rosales; Rosaceae. The record is from the annotation of a GenBank genome assembly.
AUGACGAAAUCGAAUAGCCGUGGCUAUACUAUUUUUUCCACCUAUGCGCUUGUGGGGACCAAAUCUAACGCAUCAUGGCCUAGCCCAUAUGCCUCAACUAAAAGACGUGGGAUGAUCGAACUUCCCUCCCCUCCCACUAGUGGAGUGCGGAACAAGGGAGACGCAAGUCACUCAUCUGAUCCCAUUACCACGAAGUGGAGGAUGGGAUGCGCAAAGCUAGGGAAGUGGGGCUAA